GGCCAUCAGACUGAUCGAUGUGAAAUUUUAGCAUAUUGCCUAUAUUCGCCCAUUGCUUGCAGCCAAUUUUUUAACCUAAGAAAACGAAACAAGAAUAUUAGGAAAGAAAAUUAGCAAAAAUGAGUAUCGAUGUUCGAGACCUGUCCAGCGCCAACGUUACUCGUCUGACGAGGCUCCUUUCCCGGCGCCCGGAGUAUGGCAUCGCGAUUCCAUCGAGGAGAUGGCUCUGUAGGCAAGAGGAAAAGCUCAAGUCUCUUCCGAGCGAGCUGCUUCGCACGUCGAAUCCUUUAAAACGACUCGUUAUAAAAAUCGCCGACAGCAUCGACCCGAACGUGAUAGACCCGAGAGCUAUCCUGUGUAAAACCCACACAACUCUAAAUCCCUGGCUUAUCCGCCGCUUGUUCCUAGCCGUCGCUUAUGAGGUCACCGUCUACACUGACACGCUCCGCUCGUGGAAAGGUAGGAAGGACUUCCCGAUUAUAUCCGCACUUGUUGGGCGCAUAGACGCCAUCGCUGCUCUUUGGACCGAACCAGAUUUGUAUCGCGAGUGUUACGGAACACCCCCUUUUGAGAAUCAUAUGGUCUUCGUCAGAUCUGGUUGUGAGGCGUGUAUCCUAAGUGCCUUGGGUGCUAAUGCUCGCGUACUGGCAGACCUGAGAUCUAUCCUUGUCGAUCGAAUCGAACGACGUUCGCCUCGUCCGGAUAAUCGCCCAGGUAGAGAUCCUAGGCUCGCCCGUUUUGUUGAUGAAUGGAUUGACCAUCUAAAGGAAGAAAGAGCAGCAAAAUGUAGGGCCAUGAGCGAUAAUGUGUUGGCAGAGCUUAGGGCCACGCGAUCUGAGGUUACAAAGUGGCGAAGUAAGCGGAAAAAAGAGUGUAAGAGAUCUAAAGGCGGCAGAAGACCGAUUUAUACCGAACUCAAGAUUACGGAUUCGGGACAUCAGUUGAGCAGUAUUCCAGAUACUUCGCGAUACAGAAGGAGAACGAGGAAUGGCAUUCCGGUAGCCAUGGUCGACCCAGAGGGCGCGGAAGAGCAAAGGAGGAUGGCGAUGUUUAGCAUGACCCAAGAAGCAGAAGGGACUAAGAGCAUCUUCAGGCCGGAUAGCAUGUGCGACUUUUCACAAGUUGGAGCACCGCGGAUGGCCGCCUACGAUCCGACAAACUCGAUGAAUGGAAGGCAACAAGACUCGCACUCUGUCAGUGGUAAUGCCGACAUAUACGACGACUACGAAGAGAUGGACGGCGAAGCAGACUUCGAUCGGAAUCUCGAGGAGGAAGAAAAGAGUCGUAGCAAAGUGACAGACUGGUACGCCACGCGACUAGCAGAGUCCCACGCGGAUUUAUCGGCAGACGACGCAAGAUCAGUCUUGUCUGGAGUCCAUCCAGCAUUCCAGCCGCCAAAAUCAUAUAGCCACCUUUCUGCCUCACCAUUGCCGCUUAGGAUCAAUAAGGAACAUCAACCCAGCGUAGAACAUGCCGACAACCAAAGCGUCUGGACCGAUGUUUCUGUACACACCUUGAACCCCAACGUCGCCGGCCCCGACCAAGACGCACCACCCGUCCCGCGAGUCUCCUCGAUCUACAACGGCGAAAGCAGCAGACAAAACAACACCGACAGAGCCUCCAGAGCCUCCAGAAUCCGCACGCCUAGGCCUAAAUCCUGCAAGCCAGACCGUCCCGUAAGCCGAAACACCACCAGCUCCUCCGUGUACUCCGAACAGCCCCCACCUUCUUCCAUCCCCCCAGUCGACAGCAGACACCGCACCUCGAAACGCACGUCAUCAUCGGCCCCCCCAAAACCGGCGCUCCGGAAAUUCCUCUUCCCCGACGCCUCGGAGAGCGGGUCCCGCGCUUCCGCAACCCAGAGCCAGUACCUCCGCUCGCGCAAGGGCAUCCGCGAUUUCGCGCGCGGGGAUAACCCGUUCACGCGGGAGCCCUCGACGCCGCGGCCUAGCGUUGAUACUAGCACGGCGCCGUCGCUGUCGACUCCGACUUCGCGUGGCAACACGGUUGCGGAUGACUUCGGGCCACCGACUCCGGGCCCGCUUGAUGAGGCGUAUCGCCAGGAGUGGGGGUUCCCCGAGGCUGGGUUUGCGGAUGAUGGGUCGAUUGGCCCGGAUGAUUCGCUUACUGUGGUUGCGGAACGGCGGGCGAGGGAGGAGGCUGCUGCUGGUGGGGAUGGGGUUGGGGAUGUGGAGUUUUCGCCUUGGGGGUGGUUUGCGAGGAAGAGGUAGAACUGCUGCUGGGCUGAGGCUUAGUAGGGGUUUGAGAUGUGUAUGUGUAUAUACUUGAUACUGCGGAAUUUGAGAUCAGUUCGUCCUACACUUCAGGGUUACUUUUCCGAAAAGAAGUGGUACUGCUACUGUUAGUAUAUGGUGGCUUGGUCUAUGGGAUGUAUCGUCGAGACUCGUCGUCCUGUAGCCGCCAUGUCGACUCUUUUCCAUAUUGCAGCGGUCGAGUAGCCAAAUCGAAUCCAUUUCCGUUUCGAUAUACUGUGAUCCGCGAAGACUACCUCUCGGUUUCCUCAGCUACCAGUCGGUAUGCUCACACCCCAUCUCGCCCCCUAGUGCGCCCUAUCGGAAUCGCCGCAUUGAAGUCGCCUCGUGGUAUAUUUAUUUUCUUUCUCUG
Messenger RNA from Annulohypoxylon maeteangense, 2625 nucleotides. RefSeq lists its product as uncharacterized. The coding region runs from base 120 to 2231 and encodes 703 amino acids. Lineage: Eukaryota; Fungi; Ascomycota; Sordariomycetes; Xylariales; Hypoxylaceae. The transcript is spliced from 2 exons. The record is from RefSeq and is a predicted model, not a curated record.